This is a messenger RNA of Lates calcarifer (barramundi perch), 5757 nucleotides long. Its product is annotated as sodium/potassium/calcium exchanger 3. Gene Ontology annotation, biological process: calcium ion transmembrane transport; intracellular calcium ion homeostasis. The transcript is spliced from 16 exons. Bases 374 to 2338 code for a protein of 654 amino acids. Gene Ontology annotation, molecular function: calcium, potassium:sodium antiporter activity; calcium channel activity. NCBI's taxonomy places the organism in Eukaryota, Metazoa, Chordata, Actinopteri, Centropomidae. The record is from RefSeq and is a predicted model, not a curated record. Gene Ontology annotation, cellular component: membrane.
AGAGAGAGAGAGAGAGAGAGAGCGCACAGAGCUCAGAGCAUGUCGCCUCCUGUUGCUGCACCUCACUGUGGGAUCUGCUGUCGACCUUUCAGACUGCACACAUGAACGCAGAGAGCUUUUUUUACGCGUUUACUCGCUAUGUGCGACCCGGAGGCUCGGCGGAGUGAAGCAGCACGGUGUCUGUUCUGAGUCUGGAGGGGGAAAACCAGGCUCGUCUCUGCGGGGAUUUUUUUUUCUUCUUCUUUUUGACACAACUUGGCAGAGAAAGUGUUGCUGGUGAUUCGUUCGGAGCUGUUUUGCGGAGAAAGUGUGAAACAAGUGUCAGGAAGAGAGAGCAACAGAUGUUUUUCAUGGACAUGCGGCCGGCUGAGGAAUGAGAGCAGCGGCGAGGCACCGGCGGCCCUUCCAGCGGUUCUGCUGCUGUGGAGUCGGGCUGGUCGCCGUCAUUUGGCUCGCACAGGUUAUCCAGGCACCAGAGACGGACUCUUCUGGGUUCCAGCCAGGCGUGAAUGAUGGGACGCUGCAAUGGACACGCAGGCUGAUGCAGGAGAAGUCAGACAACCAGAGCCUGGAUCAGCCCCGACCAGCCAUCCAUGAGUUUCCAGAGGACAUCUUUACCAAGGAGCAGAGGAAGAAGGGGGCCGUGUUCCUGCAUGCACUCUGUGCCAUCUACAUGUUCUACGCUCUGGCCAUCGUCUGUGAUGACUACUUUGUCCCUUCCCUCGAGAAAAUAUCUGAGAACCUGCAGCUUAGUGAAGAUGUGGCCGGGGCGACAUUUAUGGCUGCAGGAAGCUCUGCUCCAGAGCUUUUCACCUCUCUCAUUGGUGUUUUCAUCACGAAAGGAGACGUCGGAGUCGGCACAAUCGUUGGCUCAGCUGUCUUCAACAUUCUGGUCAUCAUCGGCCUGAGUGGAAUCUUUGCAGGCCAGACAGUGGCUUUGACAUGGUGGUCUCUGUUUAGAGAUUCCUCCUACUACAUCCUCUCUGUACUGACUCUCAUCAUGGUUAUUUAUGAUGCCAGAGUUGUCUGGUGGGAAUCCUUGCUCCUCAUGACCAUGUAUGGGAUCUACAUUGUAAUCAUGAAGUUCAAUUCCCAGAUCCUGGUGCUGGUGACGCGUCAGCUGAGAAGUGUCGGGCCGUGCUGCCUCGGAUCAGAGGAUCACAGAGAGGACAAGAUGGGGGAGGAUGCCUCCGCGUGCAACACCUCCAUGGUGCUGCUCAACAAAGGUCAGGAGAGGUUGCCGCUCAAGCUGAUCAACAUGUUUUUUGUUUGUUUGUUUUUCUUGCCAUUGAUUGCUUACAGGGAACUCAGAAAGUGUAGAUGGAGUGCUGUUUGUCAUGUAUUUAACACCUCUUUCACAGGUCAAGCCCAUGGUCAGGAGCCUCCUCCCGUCAUCAUGGUGGAUGAGCUUCUCAUCCUCAACCCCCACAAACUGUCCUUCUCUGAGGCCGGCCUGCGUAUCAUGAUCACCCCACACUUCUCCCCCCGCACCAGGCUCUCCAUGGCAGGACGCGUGCUCAUCAGUGAGAGACAGAGGCUGAUCCGGACUUCGAAGAAUCAGCGGGAUGGCGAGGCUGGCCCCGGGUCAAGAUGUGGGUCAACCAGCAACAGCCUGAAGAGGACGGGCUCCUGCAGUCUGGAGAACGGAGGAGGGAGGCCCGGGAUAGGAGACGCGGAGUCGGGAGACAAGCCGGGAGUCGAGGUGUGCCAGCCUGAGGAGGAGGAAGGGGACGAAGAUGGGAUUUUCAGCCCUGUGCGCAUACCAGGUAGCUGCUGUGCGCGGGUAAAGUGGGUGAUCACGUGGCCUCUGGGCCUCCUGCUCUACUGCACUGUGCCUAACUGUGUUCUGCCACGCUGGCACCGCUGGUUCAUGGUCACCUUUGUGGCCUCCACCCUGUGGAUCGCCGUCUUCUCCUACCUCAUGGUGUGGAUGGUCACCAUCAUCAGCUUCACACUAGACAUCCCAGACUACAUCAUGGGUAUAACCUUCCUGGCAGCAGGGACCAGCGUGCCAGACUGCAUGGCAAGUCUGAUUGUAGCCCGACAAGGCAUGGGGGACAUGGCAGUUUCUAACUCCAUAGGCAGCAAUAUCUUUGACAUCCUGCUGGGUUUGGGUUUCCCCUGGGCUUUACGUACCCUUGUGGUGGACCACGGAUCAUCAGUCUCCAUAAAUAAUAAAGGACUGGUGUAUUCUGUCGUCCUGCUGCUGGCAUCUGUGUUUCUGACAGUAAUGAGUGUUCAUCUGAACCAUUGGAAGCUGGAUCGCCGGCUGGGUCUGGGUCUGAUGUUUCUCUAUGCCAUCUUCCUGCUCUGCUCCAUCCUCUUCGGGCAGAUGUGAGGCCUUAAGGUCAAAGGUCAGCUCUGUCAGACAACAUGCUGGGUACCUUCCUUUCUACCACACUUCUUUCCUGAAACCAAAAGAAAAAAAAAAGAGUGACAACGUCGUCAUGUUCCUUGUGAGAGUUUCUGUGCACCUCUGUAGGAUCUGCUCACAUGCAAACUCACAGUGAAGUCUUUUCUCAAUAGCACAGUUUUUUUUCCUCCUUUUUCGUACAGUGCAGUGUUUCAAAGCGGUCAGUCCUUUAUGUUAUAAAAUAGGGUGACUUACCAAAAACCUGAAUGACAUGGCAGAUGGAAGCAGCAGGAUUGUUGUGCGUAACAUGAACAAAAAACAAAUAGCUCUGUUCCUUGUUAUCUAGGUAGUUGCACGAUGUGCAUGUCUGUUAAAAAUAGACAUGAAAAUAUACAAAAAUUAAUCUCCUGGCCUUUUCUAAAAAUAUUUAUUGCCAAAAACAUCAAUUUUGAGAGAAGUCACAUCCUGCUAAAAUUCUAAACUGAAAAAAUCAUUUGCUUAUUUGCCUAUGAAAAUUAUGUGCUUCACUAUUUCAUUAAAGCAAUAAGCCAUUAGAAGUAACACACGAACACCCUUUUACAUGUUCAGAAAUGUACUGUAGAUCAAGCACACCACAUUAAUUGUUAAUAUCCCAUUCAGUGAGCAUAAACAAAAGUCUUAAUGACACAAAGGUCCAGUUCUGUCAGGAACUGUUGAUUUUUUUUUUCCUCUGAGUCAACAGUUCAGUCAAUUUAUUUAGAUUUUUACCUUCAUGCUCUGAAUGCUGCAGCCAAGCAGAUAAUUUACAGGAUCAUUAGCUAUUGGCCCUUAACAGCAACACAGCAAACAAAAGUCAUUUCUAACGGAGAUUGAGUUUAUUAGCCUGCAUCCUGUCUGCAUUUGUAUCCACAUAUGUUCUCCUCAGCAGAUAGCUGCAGCUGCAGGCGAAAUGAGACAGUAAAGUGUAACUACCCAAUAAAAACAAUACUAGGCUACAGUAUAGAGCUAAUUGUCUUCGAAGUUGGAGACAAGAAGCUGAAAUUCAUAGGCGGCUAUGGUGAAAAGCUAUGUUCUACAUGUUGUUCAGUUAAGGAAGCAGUACUUUAGUUAUUGACUUGUCUGCUGGCCUUAGGUUUGAAUACCCUUGUAUGUUAUGAAUGUACACCCUAGCUGACUUUACCAUUAGUGUGGAAAUAUUUACAUGCAUUCAAAUGUAGCAGGCAGCACUGAAUUACAGCAAAGAACCUCUGAAGAGACGGUGAGAAACUUGAGUCCUAUAAUGAAGGACACCUUGUACGUGUCAGAAAACUUUUAGAAUAGAAACAUUGAUAUGAAAAUGCACAUUAUUGUGACAAUAUUUUGAUGAUUUUGCCUCACUACUAAUAAGAAAGUAUUGGUUCAGCUUAAUGUAUGUGAAAAGAUUAACCUAGUGUAACAGUAUUUUUAGAGGUCUUAUUACUAUGAAAUCUAAUAUAUAAUGUACUUCUAUGAGUGUCACAAACUUUGAUGACUUUGAGCGCAGGUUAGUUGUAAUACUUCACGUUUAGGUACGACAAUCGAUGUUUGUAUUGUUUCCUGUAUAUUUUAUGCGAUUAAUUCACUUUGGUGGAACAUUUUUACAGUUAGCACAAACUCUGAUAAGGACAGACACAGAACAAUAUAUCUUCAUACAUACACAUACUGACUGUGUGUGUGUGUGUGUUAUUGCAACUAAUGCUGCAUAUUCCAUAUUCAUAUUUACCAGCUGCUCUUCCAUCAUGUAGGAAAACACAACAAUCUGGAUUAAUUUCCAUAAUACAAUGAUUUUUUUUUUAGGAUCACAUGUCAGUUUUUAAUAUUUACUGUUAUUUAACCCAUGAAUUCAAGAUUUAUGUUCCACCAAAGGGAUGGGGACUUUUUUUUUCGAAUGGCUGUAUAAUUAUUAUUAUUGUCUACUUGACAAUACUUUUUACUGUUUGUAAACGUUAAAUAAUUUACAUAGUUUUACAAUAAUGAAUGUCUGACAGAGACUAGUUUUGUGGUGUUUUUGAUAUUUUUAAGAGAAAAUACAUAAUGUAAGCCUACUUGUGAAUUAUUAUAACAGAAUGAAUGCAUAUUUUGUCACUUUGUUUAGUAGAAUAUGAAGGCUGUAGCAUCAAACUAGCACUCCGUUUGUAAUUAAUUCAAUUGAAGCUGUGUAUUUUCAUAAUUUUCAAGUUUUUUUUUUAUUUCAGUAUUGAUUCACUGACAUACUCAACUUUAUUUCAUGUAAGGGGACAGUUUACAGUUUGAAAUUAUGUUAAAAAAAAACCCAUCAAAAUGGUUUUUAAAAUGUUUUAAAAAUUGGCUUGAAUAUUCAAAUUUAUGAGUGAACAUGCAGUUAAGUUUUUUCUUCAUUAAUUGAAAUGAGUUUUCACUUCAAACUGACAGCUUGAAACCAUUCACCCCUUUUACGUGAAGAAAUACCACUUAAUUUAAAUGAUAGUGAGUAUUCCCUCCUUUCCCACUAAAUUAAAAACAUUAAUUGUUUUAUUAAUUAUUCAUAUUUUCUCUUUUAGUGACAGAUUGAAAGUGUGGCUAAAUUUAAACACAUUUUAUCUCAUCCUGCUCAAAUGUUAUGCCAGCAGUUUUAAUACCACAACCCAUCACUACAUCUUAAUGGGGUUUUAAGGUGACAAAUGACUUUUAAAAUGUCAGAGCAAAAGAGAAAGCAUGAUAAUUACCCUGUAAAUGUCUGUCAGAAGCUGUACUUUUCUAUUGGUAAAGUUCAGUAAAGUUUUGAGGAAUAGUUUCUCAGAAAACUUUUAAUCAGGACUGAAAUGAUAAGUUGAUUAAUCAUUUAGUUGAUCAUCAGAAAAGUAACAGAGAGCUUUUCUGAUAACAUGCCAAACAUUUGCUAGCCACAGCUACAGGAUUUGGCACUUUUCUAUUUGAGAUUAGCAUUGAGCAAAGUGGGAAACUGAAAUAAAAUUAAUUGGAAAUAUAACUGCAGAUUAAAAUAUUGAAAAUAACUGUAAUAAUUUGGCAUUUUUGGGGUUGUUUUUUAUAUCACCUGAAGCAGAAACUGUCUUUUCAUAUCCUCACUAUCUCCAUCUUUGUUAAUCAUCCUCAACAACCUCAACCAUCACAGCUCAUUGUGUUUUUCCAGGUAAUGACUUGCAGCAGUUUUUUUCACUCAGCUGCUGGGAGUCUCUGCUCUCUUGUAUUCAAAUCUAGUAAUAAUUCCAAUACGCUAGUCAUGGCUACAGAGAGACACAGCAGCACCAAAACCAAACUCUCUCUGGUACUUGUGGUUUCACAGCACUCAGAGGAUGUUCUGUUUAUUCUGCUGUGACGUUGAAGGUGGAGGAUAUUUUUAGAGUAAAAAUUUAUUGCUUUAGAGGUCGUAUUGGAUCAUAGAAGACUGUUGUAUCUUGAGUGCAAUAAAAAAAAAUGUGCAAUAAUAA